AUGACUGUGAGAACUUACGAGUCUGACAUGCAACAUCAGUGGUACGUUGGAGAGCUUCAUGGCCUUCCCACACAUGGCCGCCGUGUGUCCUUCACAGUUACCUUCCGUGCUUCCCAGGACGAUGCUUGGAAGUGGUCGAAUGAGCAGUUCUCCACGUCAGAUGGGCAUAUCAUUUACCAGACACCGGAUCUUCCCAGCGAGAACCUUGGGCACUAUGUCGAUGGACUCCCCACAUAUCUGGAUAUUCAGAAGCAAUCAAGCGAUACACCUGGGACCCUCGUUUGGUCCGUGGACAGUCCGGUACAAGCAGCUUCAGGAACGACCUCUGGUCACUCAAGAAACAAACUGGGAUUACCAACUGACUUUUCACGCUGGUUUGCACUAGUACGUUUAUGGUCUCCUUGGUUGGCUCCCAGGCAAGGGAAGGGCGAGUUUCGCGUAGACAAGGAGGCCAUUUUAGCUACUUUCGAGCGCAACGAUGGCACGCAUUUGGCGAUUUUGGCUGUUAGUGGAGUCGACGAUGUUCUUACAACGCUUCACCACGAUGGCAGCGGGAACGUCGUAAUUGACUCACGCAAUGAUGCUGAGCAGGACGGUGUAGCAAGGCUUGUUGCCGCCGUAGCCAAUGAUUUGGAGUCUGCUGUUGCCGCAGUCAUAUACUAUGCUCGCAGGAUCGUCUUGAAAUACGAAGCUUCGUCUGGAGAGCUCGCCGCGGAGUUAAAAGCACUACACGAUGGCGUAAAACCAGAAUGGCUCGAAAACUGGUUCGACGGUCUAGCCUACUGCACCUGGAACGGGCUCGGACAGGACCUAACUGAGCGGAAGAUUUUCGAUGCUCUUGAUUCCCUAAAGAGGAACGACAUCAACAUCACGAGUUUGAUCAUUGACGACAACUGGCAAUCUCUGAAUAACGGCGGUGAUCAGCAGUUUAGCAAAGGCUGGAUGGAGUUCGAAGCCACAAAGACGGGUUUUCCGCGGGGUCUUCAAGCUACGGUGCGCGAUAUUCGAGCUAAGUACCGAAAUAUCAAGCAUGUAGCAGUCUGGCACGCCCUGCUCGGUUACUGGGGUGGGAUCGCUCCCGAGGGGAAAAUAGCGCAGGAGUACAAGACAACCUGGGUGAAGCGAAAGAAUGGUGUUUCCGGUGGAAAGAUGCUCGUUGUUGCGCAAGAAGAUAAUGCUCGUCUCUACAACGACUUCUACCAGUUCCUAAACUCCGCAGGUGUCGACUCGGUCAAAACAGAUGCCCAAUUCUUCUUGGACGAGCUUUACGACCCCAAAGACCGUCGAAGUCUGACACGGACAUACCAAGAUGUGUGGAGCAUCAAUCAACUCCGCUACUUCUCGGGAAAAGCAAUCUCAUGCAUGUCUCAAACGCCUCAGAUAAUGUUCCACUCUCAACUGCCACCCAACAAGCCCCGCAUAUUGCUGCGGAAUUCAGACGACUUUUUCCCCGACGUUCCUGCUUCUCAUCCAUGGCAUAUCUUCUGCAAUGCUCAUAACGCCAUAUUCACUCAGCAUCUCAACAUCCUCCCAGAUUGGGACAUGUUCCAGACUGGUCACUCCUACGGAUUAUACCAUGCGGCUGCUCGUUGCGUCUCUGGAGGUCCUAUAUACAUCACUGACAAACCCGGCCACCACGACGUUGGCCUCAUUCGUCAGAUGACGGGAAACACGCCGCGAGGUGAUAGUGUGAUUUUCCGGCCUCACACUGUCGGCAAGACCACAGCAGUAUACAAUUCCUAUGAUGACCCGGUUUUAUUGAAGGUGAGCACUUACGUCGGUAUGGCCCGUACCGGCGUCAGUGUGUUAGGCAUCUUCAACUGUACCCAGAAUGUUUUAUCUGAGCUCAUCAGUCUCAAUCAAUUCCCGGGUGCAGAAGAGGGUGCAUAUGUGGUCCGCAGCCAUACCACCGGCCAAUUGACGAACCCAAGCACCGCCGACUCACAGGCUUCAUUCAUACAUCUGGAGCUUCCGGUUCAGGGAUGGGAAAUACUUUCGGCAUUUCCUGUCCGCACAUUUGAGCUUGGCCGCAAACACCCCGGGAAAGGCCUAACUACUAUCUCUGUCGCCAACCUCGGUCUGCUUGGAAAGAUGACAGGUGCGGCUGCAAUCGUGAAUUACAGUAGCUACAUUGAAAGGUCGUCUGGCAGACUCCGGAUAUGGACGUCGUUGAAAGCUUUGGGCACGUAUGGCAUAUAUAUCUCUGACCUGCCCAAAAGGUCGCUCGAAGAUGACUUCAUGGCUCUGAUAUUCGGACGGCCGAUCCCUCUGGACUGCAUCAGCAUCAACGACAUCUGUGCGGAGAUCCUGGAGAUUGAUACGGAAAGGGCUUGGAAAGAGACCGGCGCAAAUGCCGGAUGGAGCAAUGAGGUUGCUGUGGAGGUAGUGAUCCGAUGA
Westerdykella ornata is the source of this 2397-nucleotide messenger RNA. RefSeq names its product glycoside hydrolase. The transcript has 2 exons. The coding region runs from base 1 to 2397 and encodes 798 amino acids. NCBI's taxonomy places the organism in Eukaryota, Fungi, Ascomycota, Dothideomycetes, Pleosporales, Sporormiaceae. The record is from RefSeq and is a predicted model, not a curated record.